Salvia hispanica is the source of this 880-nucleotide messenger RNA. RefSeq lists its product as uncharacterized. Gene Ontology annotation, molecular function: DNA binding; DNA-binding transcription factor activity. NCBI's taxonomy places the organism in Eukaryota, Viridiplantae, Streptophyta, Magnoliopsida, Lamiales, Lamiaceae. The record is from RefSeq and is a predicted model, not a curated record. Gene Ontology annotation, biological process: regulation of DNA-templated transcription.
CACCUUCACUCACUCAAAGCCUUCAAACUCAAAGCAAAACAGUUUUUCUGCGAUUAACAACUUCUCAUUCACCCUUCAAAUUCGAAAAAUGGAAGCACAAAAUGUAUCCGAAUUCGAUCUGGCUUGGCUCGACGACAUUCAAAACUUUCUCCUCAACGAUUCCGAUUUCAAUUUCAAUUUCGAUUUCAAUUUCGAUUUCGAUUUCGGUUCCAAUUCCUCACCUGCAGAUUCUCCGAUCAAUACUACGCCGAUCAACGACGACAGCGAUCAAUCAUCGCAGAUGAUUGAGGAGUUGCUGGCCAGCGACGACAGCGAUCAAUCGUCGCAAAUGAUUGAGGAGUUGCUAAUCAGCGAAGACAGCGAUCAAUCGUCGCAGAUGAUUGAGGAAUUGGUGGUCAGCGACGAGAGCGAUUCCGCGGUAUCGGAGGCGCCGAGGAGACUCGGAGCGGCGGCGGAGUGGAAGCGGUACAGAGGCGUGAGGCGGCGGCCGUGGGGGAAGUUCGCGGCGGAGAUGAGGAAUCCGGAUAAGAAAGGGUCGAGGAUGUGGCUGGGGACGUACGAGACGCCGGAGGAGGCGGCCAUGGCUUAUGACAGAGCGGCCUUCAAGCUGCGCGGAUCCAGGGCUCGGGUCAAUUUCCCCCACCUUAUCGGGUCGGGCGUUUCGGAGCCCACCCGGAUUACGAAGCGGCGUCGUAUUUCGACCGAUUCGGGCUCAUUGAAAAAGAGAAUUAAAAAUGAAGCCUGAUUUGGGCCUUUUUUAAAUGAAUAGUUUUAGCCUUUAGGAAAUGCUUGUCGUAAGUAUUAGAUCAGACAAAUGUUUGAAAAUUGAAAUUACUGUUCCUUUUUGAGCCAAUCUAGUAUAUCCUUUGGAUUGGUUUUA